AUGCAAGCAUUGAAGAUAAAUGAGACUACGAAAGCUUUCUUGCUGCUCAACCUCAUUGAUUACUGGUUGGGUGUCCGAUUGGAGUUCCUAGGCGCAGUGAUCACUUUUGCAGUCGCGUACUUUGUCAGUCAUAACCACGCGGUACUUCCCAGUGCGAUGGCAGGCUUGCUACUAUGUUACUCGCAAGAUAUGACCUCGCUGCUCAAUUGGACCAUUCGUAGCAAAAUUGACAUGGAGAACAUGGUGACUAGUGUGAAGCGUACAGAUGAAUAUUGCCACGUGGAUGUUGAACCGGUGACGCUGCUCGCACAUCACCAUGAGCGCUACACUUUACCCAUGUCGCGUACGCUGCAGCUGCAACCCUAUUGGCCUGAGCACGGUAAAAUCGAUUUCGUAAAUGUUUGUGUCAAGCACGAUUCAAAUGCAAUGCCGGUGCUUCUCGAUAUCUCAUUUACCGUACAAGGUGGCGAGAAAGUUGGAAUUUGCGGGCGCACAGGGGCUGGCAAGAGUUUGCUUCUUCUCGCGCUUUUUCGAAUGAACCCUGUUCUUUUUGCAGCAAGUGUGCGCUUUAAUCUGGAUCCGACAGGACAGGCCACCGACAACGAAUUGUGGAAUGCAAUCCAAAAAUCUUGCUUGGAAAUUUUGUCAAGGGUUUAUCUCGCCGAAGUUCUGAAAGGAGGUAAUAAUCUUAGCGUUGCUUCGAUGGAUCACGUUACAGAUGAGUUUAUCCAGGCCUCAAUCCGUAGGAAGUUUGCCAGUGCUACGGUGCUGACGAUUGCUCAUCACGUAGAUACAAUUCUCGAUUAUGACAAGAUUCUCGUACUCAAGCAGAGUCGCAUUGCGGAGUUUGGUCCGCCAUCCGAGUUGCGAAGUAAAUCUAAUGGCGAGUUUGCUGGCAUGCUACAAGACUCGUGA
Peronospora belbahrii is the source of this 915-nucleotide messenger RNA. NCBI's taxonomy places the organism in Eukaryota, Oomycota, Peronosporomycetes, Peronosporales, Peronosporaceae. The record is from the annotation of a GenBank genome assembly.